This is a messenger RNA of Protomyces lactucae-debilis, 1723 nucleotides long. Its product is annotated as glutathione S-transferase. The transcript has 2 exons. The record is from RefSeq and is a predicted model, not a curated record. The coding region runs from base 492 to 1418 and encodes 308 amino acids. Gene Ontology annotation, cellular component: cytoplasm. Lineage: Eukaryota; Fungi; Ascomycota; Taphrinomycetes; Taphrinales; Protomycetaceae. Gene Ontology annotation, molecular function: glutathione transferase activity.
GAAGUCUACACGCAGCACGAGGAGAAACUGCAAGCUCGGGAAGAAGCAGGCCAAGUUCCAUCAAGCGAGUCGGCCGCGACGGAGGACAUCAAGAUAUCAAGAGAAGACAUCCUGCGUCGGAUAGAGGAAGAUCGAGAGCGUCACAAGCGGCUCCGUGAGUUUCUCUGGCUUGUUCCAGCCGGAGACCCGCAGCUAGAGUUCAGCGAUGCCUGGGAGGCAACGAGCGAUCUCAACGACGAUGAUCAGGCCACGAUGCGCGACGAGCUGGCCUUGUGUGCCAGCAGCCAGUCUUGAAAUUCUGUCUUGGUCCUACAGCGUUCUCCCAGGAGCACAUCAUGUCUGCCGUCUCGAUGCUCUUCUCUUGCUAGUCUUGGGUACAGUUGCACAUUGGAUCGAUCGUCAUAUCGUCACUGAAAACGUCGCCAUCUUAAAAGGGCCCGACUUCCGCAUCAAGGCCCUCGACAUCCGGCAAACUAUACUACUGCGCUGUUAUGCACCGAGCUUACUAUCAGAGCGCCUUUCGACCUCAUCCGGCUCAAUACAGGCAUACAAUCUCGCGCGACCCUCGCAUUUCCCCCUUCCCGCCAGAACAAGGUCGCUAUAUCCUUUACGCAUCCUUGUUGGACCCUUGGUCAUGCUGCGAUCUCAUCAUGAUGACACUCAAGGGACUCGAAGGUGUCGUGGACCACUGCAUCACCUACUACAACCUGGCAGGUGCUGAUUAUGGCUGGGAAUUCAGACCCGAUGUUGAAGGUUGCCAUGCGGAUCCCAUCUUUCAGGCGCGCUACACGGCAGACAUCUACAGGUACAACGAUCCUCAUCCUAGUCCUGGUGCACGUUUCACAGUGCCCAUAUUGGUGGACAAGAAGACGCGGCGUAUUGUCAAUAAUGAUUCAGGGGAAAUUAUGCGCAUCUUUGAGAGUGCUUUUGAUUCUCUUGUACCGGAGCCCUUUCGAAGCAGGCGCUACUACCCGGAACACUUGUGCACUGAGAUUGAUCAUACCAACGAAUGGGUCCACAAGUACAUCAGCAAUGGUGUCUACAAAGCGGGCUUUGCCGUGCAGCAGCAAGUGUAUGAUGAACACAUUUUUGCCCUCAACUUCCACAUGGACAAGGCUGAGGAUGUGCUUGGACGUUCGCGAUUCCUUGUCGGCGAUCGAUUGACGGAGGCAGAUGUACGGUGCUUUACAACCAUGGUGCGAUAUGACUACGUCUACCAUGGUCUCUUCAAGUGCAACUAUGCCUUUCUCAGGCACGACUAUCCAAAUAUUCAUCGGUGGCUUCAGAGUCUCUACUACAGCAAUGAGUACCCUGCCUUCCGCAAAUGGACGAAUGCUACACAUAUCCGUGCGUACUACAACUUGGAUGGACCUGUGCUGCCAAUCUGUCCCGCGCAUAUCGUUGAGCCGCCGUCGUAGUUGUUGAGGAACAGAGUCGCUUCGGGACCGGAGAUGCGAACCAUUGCAGUACAAGUGUUCAUAGAGAAGUAUCUGCCCGGUCAAUGAUGAGCAGUGUUGGGCUGUGGUAUAGGCUCAGACGUGACUUCAGCAGGUAUAAUCAUUGAUGAACACUCUCAGCGUGUGCGGAUACUUUUGGUAGGUAUCAGCCAAGGGGUCGGCUUCUCUUGCAAAAAUGGCUUUUUGACCGAAUGACUGAAGCACGAAAAGAGAAAGAGAUGCUCGAAGAAGUGAUGGAGAGGACUGGAGCGUGUUGAAAGUGUCUU